CGGCCCCGGAAGUCGGGCUGAGGCGCGCACCGCCCGCCCGCUGGCAUGGCGCCCGCUCCCGCCGCUCGGGGCUGGCCCCGCGCGCUCCUGCUCCGCGCGCUGCCCGCCCGGCCCCACGGCCGCCGCGGCGCCGCCGACGGGGCCCCGGCCCGGCCCGCGGGGCUGUACGAGCUGCUGGGCGUGCCGGCCAGCGCCACGCAGGCGCAGAUCAAGGCGGCCUAUUACGAGCGGAGCUUCCGCUGCCACCCGGACCGCAACGCGGGCAGCGAGGAGGCGGCCGCGCGCUUCACCGCCCUGCACCAGGCCUACGCCGUGCUGGGCAGCGCGGCCCUGCGCCGCAAGUACGACCGAGGCCUGCUGAGCCGCGAGGAGCUGAGCUCGGCCGCGCGGCCCGCGCCCGCCCCCGCCCCCGCCCCCGCGCCCGGCCCGCGCCGCGCGCCCCCCUUCGACUUCGACGCCUUCUACCGCGCCCACUACGGCGAGCAGCUGGAGCGGCAGCAGCUCCUGCGCCGGCGGCGGCGGCGGCAGCGGGAGGCGGCGGCGGCGGCCCAGAGGUGGCGCGGGGAGCGGCUGGCCGAGUUCUCGGUCGCCCUGCUCCUGCUCUCCGCCAUGGCGCUGCUGCUCGGCACGAAGUGAAGCCGCGCCGCGCCCCGGCCUGGGCCCGAGGCUUCGGUUGUGCCCCCGCGCGGGCGACGGCGGCUGCGGGGAUCUCGACGGUGGGGUCCCGAACGCGCCUUGUGCCCUGAGGGGAGCUGAACUGCCAUUAAAAUAUCUUCCCCAGCCGG
This is a messenger RNA of Dermochelys coriacea (leatherback sea turtle), 785 nucleotides long. RefSeq names its product DnaJ heat shock protein family (Hsp40) member C30 (gene DNAJC30). NCBI's taxonomy places the organism in Eukaryota, Metazoa, Chordata, Testudines, Dermochelyidae. The coding region runs from base 46 to 636 and encodes 196 amino acids. The transcript has a single exon. The record is from RefSeq and is a predicted model, not a curated record.